CGCCCAGCAACCGCCGCUGGUCUGCGUAGGGACCCGGCGCCGGUGAAACCGACCAAACUGGAGUUACCUACCAGACUGUCCCGCGAGCGAAAGUUGGAAAUAAUACCUAAACCUACUUCUUGACAUGGUGUCAAAACAGAGCUUUUGCUGAGAGUUUGAUUUAUAAAGAAAUUAUGGUUCGACUGACUUUGGAUCUAAUUGCCAGAAACAGCAAUCUUAAACCCCGAAAAGAAGAAACCAUUUCACAGUGCCUGAAGAAAAUAACUCAUAUAAAUUUUUCAGACAAAAAUAUAGAUGCAAUUGAAGACCUCUCUCUUUGCAAAAAUCUUAGUGUUUUAUAUUUAUAUGAUAAUUGUAUUAGUCAAAUCACUAACCUGAAUUAUGCCACAAAUCUGACCCACUUGUACCUACAAAACAAUUGUAUUUCAUGUAUAGAGAACCUCAGGUCAUUAAAGAAACUGGAAAAACUGUAUCUGGGAGGCAAUUACAUUGCUGUCAUAGAAGGUUUAGAAGGAUUAGGAGAACUAAGAGAGCUUCAUGUUGAGAAUCAGAGGCUUCCCCUUGGGGAAAAGCUUCUGUUUGAUCCAAGAACUCUUCAUUCUCUGGCAAAAUCCCUCUGUAUAUUGAAUAUCAGCAAUAAUAAUAUUGAUGACAUUAGAGACUUAGAAAUACUGGAGAAUCUUAAUCAGCUCAUAGCCGUUGACAACCAACUUCUGCAUGUGAAGGAUUUGGAGUUUUUACUGAACAAGUUGAUGAAGCUGUGGAAAAUUGAUCUAAAUGGAAAUCCUGUUUGUCUCAAACCAAAAUACAGGGACAGACUGAUAUUGGUGUCCAAAUCACUGGAAUUUCUUGAUGGAAAAGAAAUUAAAAAUAUAGAAAGACAAUUCCUAAUGAAUUGGAAAGCAUCCAAAGAUGCCAAGAAAAUCAGCAAAAAAAGGAGCAGUAAAAAUGAGGAUGCAAGCAAUUCACUCAUAAGUAACUUCAAAACAAUGCAUCAUAUAGUUCCUGUUUAUUAGCCACAGGAAUCUCUCUUUGAAGCAAUCUGAAAGCUUGCUGACAAAAAAUGAUGUGCAUGAACCUCACCUCUUCCAUAACCCCGAAGAAAAAGAAAAUUUGUUUGUGGAAAAUGAGUAAAUUCAGCCUCAAGUGACAGGAAACGUUUGAUUUUGUUUUUAACCUUAUAGGACUAGGCAACAAUAUCUUUUGUGGGUUUGUAG
This is a messenger RNA of Gorilla gorilla gorilla (western lowland gorilla), 1217 nucleotides long. RefSeq names its product protein phosphatase 1 regulatory subunit 42 (gene PPP1R42). Gene Ontology annotation, molecular function: protein binding. NCBI's taxonomy places the organism in Eukaryota, Metazoa, Chordata, Mammalia, Primates, Hominidae. Bases 174 to 1016 code for a protein of 280 amino acids. The transcript has 9 exons. The record is from RefSeq and is a predicted model, not a curated record.